Messenger RNA from Papaver somniferum (opium poppy), 1357 nucleotides. Its product is annotated as leucine-rich repeat extensin-like protein 6. Bases 72 to 1220 code for a protein of 382 amino acids. The record is from RefSeq and is a predicted model, not a curated record. Lineage: Eukaryota; Viridiplantae; Streptophyta; Magnoliopsida; Ranunculales; Papaveraceae. Gene Ontology annotation, molecular function: protein binding. The transcript has a single exon.
CAACAUCACUUAGCAAAAAAAAAAAAAAAAACCAUCCAACAUCAAAUCAGUGACAAAUUAGAAGAACGAAAAUGAUGAGAAACCCAUUUCCUCAUUUGUAUCUAUUAGCCAUUUUCACUGUUCUUUUCUUAUCUAAAUCCUCUCAUCAAUCUCUCUUAGAUGAUGUUAGUAUCCCAGACCUUAAACUAGGCGAUGCUUUUAUCCCAAACCCCAGACUCCAAAGCGCUUUCGUCGCUCUCCAAGCAUUGAAACAUGCAAUUGUAUCUGAUCCAAACAAGUUUACGUCGAAUUGGUACGGACCCGAUGUGUGCAGCUAUAAUGGUGUUUAUUGUGCACCAGCUCCUGAUGCUCCUCGCAUCAGAACUGUUGCAGGAAUUGAUCUCAACCAUCAAAACAUUGCUGGUACAUUACCAUAUCAACUUGGUUAUCUUACCGAUCUCGCCCUUUUUCACAUCAAUUCCAAUCGUUUUUAUGGAGGCAUACCUGAAACUUUUAGGUAUAUGCGUCGUUUAUUCGAGUUGGAUGUCAGUAAUAAUAAGUUCUCGGGUAAGUUCCCUUCAGUGGUGUUUUAUCUGUCUUCGCUGAAAUUUCUAGAUAUUCGGUUCAAUGAAUUCUAUGGGGAUGUUCCUUCGAAGCUCUUUGAUAUGAAACUCGAUGCACUCUUUAUAAAUGACAACAAAUUUCGGUUCACUAUCCCGAAAAACUUCGCCAACUCCACUGUUUCCGUGCUUGUAUUGGCGAAUAACCAACUGAAUGGUUGUUUCCCUUCUGAUCUGGGUAAAAUGGCAGGAACACUGAACGAGAUUAUUAUCACGAAUAGCGGACUUAAUGGUUGUUUACCACCAGAGAUUGGCAAGUUGAAUCAGUUGACAGUUUUUGAUGUCAGUUUCAAUAAUUUGGUUGGGCCAUUGCCUGAGACAAUGGGAAAUAUGAAGAGUCUGGAGCAGCUGAAUAUAGCACACAAUAAAUUUUCAGGAAACAUUCCACCAAGUAUCUGUUCUUUGCCUAAAUUGGAGAAUUUCACAUACUCGUACAAUUACUUCUGCGGCGAGCCUCCAAGCUGUUUGAAGUUGCCUGACAAGGAUGAUAAAAAGAAUUGUAUCCCAUAUAGGCCACUACAGCGGUCACUUAUGGAGUGUUCCUCGUUUCUUUCUCACCCUGUAAGCUGUAAUUCAUUCGGAUGUUCACUAAGGACACCACCACCGCCCAGGCACUAUUAGAUUAGCAUUACGAUAAAUUUGUAAUAUGUACCACUUCUACGAUUUGAUGUCAGGUUUUGUUUGUGUUUUGAAACUUAGGUAUAUAUGGGCUUAUAAAAUGCCCAAUGAAUGUAAUUCACUUUUGUUAUUCGGGUAUA